This is a messenger RNA of Morchella importuna, 2706 nucleotides long. RefSeq lists its product as uncharacterized. Bases 1 to 2706 code for a protein of 901 amino acids. NCBI's taxonomy places the organism in Eukaryota, Fungi, Ascomycota, Pezizomycetes, Pezizales, Morchellaceae. The transcript has 11 exons. Gene Ontology annotation, molecular function: ATP hydrolysis activity; ATP binding. The record is from RefSeq and is a predicted model, not a curated record.
AUGGGAAAGGCCCUAAAAGCUCCGCUUACAGAAACAAUGGCCAGCGCCACUGCUAUGACUCCCGAAGCUACUCAACUUUUUGCGCUCUAUCAAGAGAAGCAGGAUAAUCUUGCUAUGGAGUUCAAACGAGCUUUGGCAAAGUUGACCGGAACGUCCCUGCCAUCAGAGCCACGGAAGGAAAUUGUGAGAGAUGUACAAGACUCAAGCUCAAAUCUAUCGGAUUCCGAGGAUUGCAGUAACAACGAUGAAACGGAUGGCCACGGAGACUCAUCUUCAUCGGAUGAAGAUCCACCACUGCCACCAGCAGCGGAUCCAAGUAAUCCUCUGUCUCCUUCUGAGCUUGCUAGGCUAGCGAAGGGAGUCAACAAACCGGCGAACGGAGUCACAAAUCUAUUGCCGAACAGAGGAAGCCUUAACUCGUAUUCUGGACCACUUCUAUCGCCCGGUUCUGUGAUGGGAAUGAAGUCCGAUGGAUCGAUGGUAAAUGGAGAUGUCGCAGAUAAUGAGAAGAAAGCGCGGGUAAGGGCCAGCAAGAUGGAGUUCAAGAGGCUUGAUGAAGUAUACAAUAAGGCGAUACAUGACUUUUAUCUUGCUGAAUCUUCAUCAUCACCUUCGGCAAAGGAUGAUAAAUGGGAAGAAUAUAUCUUUGUUGUACGACGAAGAUUUGACUAUCAAAACAAAUUCCUAAAAUCUUAUGUUGAUAUAAAAAGUGUUGAUCUCCGUGAUGUUCUGAGAGAAGUUCUGAAAGAUGUCUCCGGUAUUGGUUUGAGGGAAGAUAAACCUACGAUUGAACCUAGUCUUCUAUUCAAUUACCUCCCCCAAUUGGAAUCCGAGCUUAUUAAGGAAAGAAAUCGUACGGAGAAAGAACAGAACAAAACUCUUAUUCAGCACCUUACAAUACUCACCAAAUACAUCGAAUCAGACUAUGCCCCAAUUGUCAAAAGGCUUUAUCCGCUUCUCCAGCACCAGGAGAUAACAUUUGAUCUGCUAUGGGCACUCUUCUUGCCUAAUACACUGGUGCAUACUACAUGUGCUGGCUCUAACGAGUCUCGGUGUCUCAAAUUGGACUGGGGUGAGCAGAAGGAAAGUCUUGAAAGAGGCAAAUUCUUUCAACUUGAUUGCCAUUACAUUGACUAUGAUGGCAAAACCUUUGGAAAAGCAAACGCUGUGCUUGAAAUUGAGGAGUUCAGGGGUGCACGGAGAAUCGAUAGCCUCGGGGUUUUCCCCUUGGCAUAUCAUGAUGAAGAGGAAAAGAUUCGAGAGAAGCUUAUUGAGCGAGGAAGGAAGUUUUUGUCUCUUAAGGGGAUGCACUAUAAGUUCUAUAAGGGACUAGCAUUCUUUAAGAGGAAGAAGGGGGUAGUCAGACUCAAUGUGCACGGGCGUGUCAUGAUCGACCCAAUCACUUUUAGAAGGAUCAAUCCUAACUAUCGGAUGAGUCCCGUCAAGGAGACACUUCACUCUUCCACAAACUCUCUGGGAAACGAUGAUGAUUCCGAAAAUGAGAACGACGAUGACGAGGAUUAUUGUGGUGGAGGUCGGGAUGACGACGAAGAGGCAGAGAUCAACACCUCCAACAAUAAUGCCAAACCGAAACCAAACCCGGAAGCAGUUCUCAAGCGUGCUCUUUUAGGAAAGCCACAAAGAUCAUAUAUUACUGGCCCUGAUGGGAAGUUAAAUCUAAAAUUACUUGGUGGGGUUGCCGAUUUGGCUGCAGCAAAGAAAAAGCUGCAGGAAAACGGCAAAGUGAAUGAAAAGCAAGGACUCAAGGAAGAUUUAAUCCCGGAAGAAAUGACAGAGGAGGAGCUGCUACUUUGCUCACCUAUAGUUUUGGGAUUUAGCUUUGGAGAUAAAUUAUGGGCGGAAUUUGCGGUUGACCGUAUCAUGGAAAUUGAGUUCAAUAAUGAUGCAUUCGAAAGCCUUGUACUUCCAGAGGCACAAAAGACAAUUGUAAGGGCGCUUGUGGAAAGUCACGCUGGAAAUAAAGACUCCAAGGUUACUUUUGACGAUGUUAUCAAAGGAAAGGGCAAGGGCUUGGUGGCAGUAUUACAUGGACGGCCUGGUGUUGGGAAAACAUUGACCGCCGAAGGCAUUUCGGAGUUCCUGAAAAGACCCCUGUAUAUGGUUGGUGCUGGUGAGCUGGGUACCGAUCCUCGAACCCUUGAAACUCAGCUUUCCCGGAUCCUAGACAUAGCACACGUUUGGGGCGCUGUCCUCUUGUUGGACGAGGCAGAUGUUUUUCUUGAACGCAGAUCAGUCCACGAUUUACACCGGAAUGCAUUGGUCUCUGUUUUUCUUAGGCUGUUGGAGUAUUUCCAGGGAAUCUUAUUCCUAACAACAAAUCGUGUCGAGACUUUCGAUGAAGCUUUCCAGAGCAGAAUUCAUAUUGCGUUAAGAUAUAAUGACCUUGACAAGAAAGCAAAGAGAGUCAUCUGGAAAACAUUCCUAGAAAUGGUGGCGAAAGGGGAAUGUUUACCAGGCGAUACCCCCAGACAGAUCGUCUCAAAGGAAGAGUUGGAAGGACUAGCAAGAAGACAACUGAACGGCAGACAGAUCAAGAACACUGUACGAACAGCACAAGCUCUUGCAGUUAAUAAGAACGAAAACUUGUCCAUGGAGCAUCUGAACUUGGUUCUUGCUGUGACUGAAGGGUUUGAACAUGACCUAAAGGGUACUGGACAAAUCGAGAGCAUGAUGUCUUAUGCAUGA